UCCAAAGGGGAUGGAAAAAGGGGAUGGUGUUUUUACAAGGGGGUGAUUUUUUCCUUUCUUUCUUUUUUUUUCUUGGACGAAGAACUUGCUUUCCCUCUCAAAUCGCGCCCUGACUACAGAUAGUUUCACAGCUCCUCCAUGUUCGUAUUACUCUCUAAUGCUGCUGGGAGUGAGCUAGCUGUUGGAACAUUUCAGGUGGCACACACGGUCAGAGGUGACAGAUGGCAGGUGUGGGUUUUGUGUUUGUGCGUGGUCUUUUUUUAGCACUGCCACACACAGUGUGUUGCAUUGCUUUUUGGAAUAUUCUGCAGAUGGCAAGCAUGUUUCCCACGGGUCCCUGAAUGGAUACAUGUGCAUUUCAUCAUCCAUAAAUCAGCAAGAAAAUAUACAAAAAGUGACAUUACAUUGCCAAUGUGAAGGAAACAAACAACCACUCAUCUGUGUUUCUAAAAUUAAUGAUACACAAUUGUUUUAGUUCAGCCUUUUUUGGCCAGAUUAUCGAUGACGACAAUACCAAUCCCCCCCACUACAGUGACGAUGACAAAUGAUCCAGAUAAGAACAGUUGUGUCGCAGUGGCUCAGGAUGACCAUCUUGCCAGUUUGAAGGCUUUGGCUGAGAAGCUGCAUCUGGAGCCAAGAAGGCCUUCGCACUUAGAAUGGAGGGCUCAGCUAGAAACCCACAGAGUUAAAGGCCUGGAAGCCUCAGUGGCUGCUAAAGAAGGGCAGCUACGAGCUUGGAGUUCUCUGAAGUGGCCAAAGUCCUCAUUGAGUUUUACAAUGCACCAGGGGCAAAGACAUCCUUCUGAGAGCCUGAAGGGGUUUGGAAGUAUUGGCGAGGCACUGGAAUGGCUCAAGAAAGAGCUGAGAGAGAUGCGUGUGCAGGACCAGCAGCUAGCGCGCCAGUUAAUGCGUCUGCACAGUGAUCUUAACAAGCUGAAAAUUGAGCAGACAUGUAACCAGCAUCGAAAGAUGCUGAACGACGCCACGUUUGAACUGGAAGAGCGGGAUGAAAUGCUGGAGCUGCUCUGUGACGGUCCUGUUGCUUCUGGAUUCAGCCUUUCAGCACCACUCAAACUCCUCGGCAUCACAAAGAUGAACAUCAACUCCCGCCGCUUCUCCCUCUGCUAGUAGCCAUGGGAGGAGUCCGAGACUACACUGUUAGAAAUAAAGGCACUGCGCAGGUAUAUUUUUCAUUCAUCAAGGUACAAACAAUGUAAAAGUACCAUUAAAGGUACAA
Messenger RNA from Colossoma macropomum (tambaqui), 1237 nucleotides. RefSeq names its product family with sequence similarity 167 member Aa (gene fam167aa). NCBI's taxonomy places the organism in Eukaryota, Metazoa, Chordata, Actinopteri, Characiformes, Serrasalmidae. Bases 502 to 1128 code for a protein of 208 amino acids. The record is from RefSeq and is a predicted model, not a curated record. The transcript has 4 exons.